CUUUCUUAAAAUUCCUCCCCUCGGAAGCUCUUAAUGGGGCAUUCACAAAUCCUAUUCCCCCAUUGGCUCCUCCCAUGGGAACUUCCCUUAGGGGAAAUAGUCUUUCUGCCCUUUCUCCUCCUGAGCAGCACUCUUUUGUUUUCAAUCAAGUGUUAUAAUGGUGGGAUAUUGGACUAUCUGUUUCAGCUUUACCACAAUUACAACCUUGAACUUUAUUACCUUGCACACUAUUCUGCCAAUCACUGUUUGUUACUGAUCCCGCUCUCUCUUCAAUCUUUGUCUCACUUAUGUGUCUUGGAGGGGUUAAGACAACAUUCUGUGGAGGAGGUUGAUUAGCACCCGAUAUUAGGAGGUUUGGAGGGUAAGACAAAACAUUAAUACUGGAGUCAGGGCUUAUAACCAGCUGACUUGAGGUUGUUAAUGUACUUCCUACUGAUGGUGUGCAGAGAAUAUGGGGAGGAGUUUGAGAGGUUGAAGGCGUAGGUUGGACAGGUGGAGGUGUUGGAGGAACAGCAGGGGGAGAGGGUGGAAGAUAAUCUAAAGGGUCUCACCUUCUUAUGGGCUCUUCCCUUGCGUCUUCCACGUCCUUAAUGUCCUUGGACACUUUGUACGCUUUAGCUUUUUCCUCCAGGGUAUUACUUUCUAACCAACAACUUGCAUACUUAGUUUCUUCUUUACUCACACUUUCCCUCGAAUUCACAUGUUUGUUUACAGCUAAACACAACCACCUGUCCUUUGAACCAUACCAAGGCCAGUAAACUGACCCUUCUUGAAGAGCUUCCUUUGGCCAUAUCUCGACCCAAUACUGUCUCAUCUUUAUUUUAUCUAAUUCCUUAAACUUCUCAUCACUUUCCCAUUUUUCAAUCAUUUCUCCUAAAGGGCUACUGGGUGGAAUUUCUUUCAGCUUACCCUUCUCAGUCCUUCCCCUAUGGGAGUUCUUACUAGUACACUGCCCCAUUUUAUAAAUGAACUGGACAACUAACUAACCUAGCAACCAGUAACUCAAAUGAGCUCAUGAAAGGAUCUACACUUAUAUGAAAUAGGACAACUGAAAUUACUCUUUACAAAAUAAACUGAUAAAACAAUUGGAACCUUGAUUGGUCAAAAAUAAAUUCUAUCCAAAAUAUUGAAUACAACAAUCUAAAAUAACGUAAUUAACACCAGAUUGAAUAAUCAAGUGAUUGAAAUCAAACAAAAAAUUAAAGUAUUGGCAUUUAAUUAAGACAAUUGAAAUAAAUAAUUAAAAUAAAAUAAUUCAAUUAAAAUAAAAAUGAUCAGAAUUAAAUUAAUUGGAAAUACAAAAUGAGAACUCUGCAAUUGCAACAAAGAAACAAUUGCAAAAAAACAAUUAAAUUUCAAUAAAAUGAUUGGAAAUAAGUCCCAGUCCUCCUGUCCUUCCCGUGACCCUGUGGCCAGCGGCAGUGCUCCCAGUGUGACCUGGGCUUUGCUCUGCACACAGGUUUGCAGUGCAGGCCAUGAAGGAUCUGCUCUGCCGACUGCAGUGUGACCACGUGGUGGUGGCUAUGGAGCGCAAGGGUGGCUGGGACAUGAUGCUGUGUGCUCACACCCAGCACUAUGCCGUGGGUCUGCUGGCCAGGAAGAUGCUCCGUGUUUUGAUCCCUUUGUGCUCUCACAUCACACUCCACUUGCUCCGGCAGCUCAGCAGGGAGGAGCCGUGCUGGGAUCUGCCCUUCCUGGCAUUCCUUGUGGAGGUGAGCCUGUUGGCCAGCGCUGCCUCGCUGAGCUGCCUCCCAGCUCUCUGUCCUCUCAUAGCCACAGCUGCCAGGACAGUGCCCACACCCUGUGCUGCUGCCUGGGCCCAGCCCUGUGUGGUUCUGGGCUCCUGCCGGCUGGGUCCCCUGUCACUGCCCUGUGCCUUUCAGGUCCUCGAGCGCCUGGACACGACUAAAUGUGGUGGCAGCAUCCUGAAGAUCAUGUCAAGGCACCUGCAGAGUGAAUGCAGGGAGUGGCGUCGCCUGGCACUCCAAGGCCUUGUGGUGCUCUAUUGUAAAAUGCAUGCAAACCCAGUUGAACAAUUCUCCAAACACAUUCCACAUAGGAAAAACAAGGAGCAGACAUAGAAUUUGUUUUCUCUUUCUUUAUCUCUGUGCACCUCUAUGAAAAAUCCUGAGAGAGAGAGAGAAAUAUGCUUGCCACAUAUCACCCUUUUCUGUAUAAAUAAAUUUAAAAAAUUAAAAAAGCUGCAUUUGUAA
Vidua macroura (Pin-tailed whydah) is the source of this 2213-nucleotide messenger RNA. RefSeq lists its product as uncharacterized. Lineage: Eukaryota; Metazoa; Chordata; Aves; Passeriformes; Viduidae. The coding region runs from base 1476 to 2081 and encodes 201 amino acids. The record is from RefSeq and is a predicted model, not a curated record. The transcript has 2 exons.